Messenger RNA from Centruroides sculpturatus (bark scorpion), 1675 nucleotides. RefSeq names its product centrosomal protein of 76 kDa-like. Lineage: Eukaryota; Metazoa; Arthropoda; Arachnida; Scorpiones; Buthidae. The record is from RefSeq and is a predicted model, not a curated record. Bases 1 to 1629 code for a protein of 542 amino acids. The transcript has 10 exons.
AUGAAGAUUCAAAGUUAUUAUGCAGACCUCUAUCUGCUAAUUAUAAAAAAUGUCUUUUACUGGGAUUUACUAUUUUUAAUUUCAGAUAGAGGAAAUUUAUCAUUUGAUUCUAGCACACUCUUAUCAAAGAAUGACCCAAUACAUAUUAUAUUAACAAAAGUAGAUUCUGAUCAAAAUCAGUUUUUAGUAUCAUCAUACUUUUUGGAAUGGCGUCAAAUACUAACUAAAGUAGGCUCUAAGAUGAGCUUGGCAAUUGAACUUUCAGGGAUUGGAGUUGAAAACAAAGUUCCUGCUGGAAUGUUAGAAUUAUAUCUAGAAUUGCAACCAUCUUUAACUUUUCCUUUACAAGCUAAUAUAGUCUCAGCUCAGUUAGCAUUAGAACACAACAGAAAAACUGAACGGGAUCGUCUUUUUCUUGCUUAUGCAAAACUUUGGUGGAAAGAAUAUAUUGAAAUGAGACCAGAACAUACUCAAAGACUUGUUAAAAUUUUUGCCCAAGAUGAAAAUGCAGUUGUUCGGCCUGUGUUUAGUUAUGUAUUUCCACUCACUACAAAUAGGCUUUUGGAAACCCCCAGAGAGGCUGCUUGGUUUAUAUCAUUAUUUAAACAAAAUUUAUCUAUCUACACCAAUAUUGAUAGGACAAAAUAUGAACAAUGGAAAAAUCUUUCUACAUUUCUCUCCGUAAAAGAGGGUGAUUAUGAAGAUCAUUCUGUUUUACUUUGCUCACUCUUAUUAGGUUUUUGCCUAGAUGCUUAUGUUUGCUUAGGGACAUUAAAAACAGAUCAGCCUUGUUCCUGGGUAAUGACAAUUGGAAGACGUAAGCAAAUUAUAUUCUGGAAUAGUCUUACUGCUGCUAGAUAUAAUUAUACUUCUGUAAUAAAAGAUGAUGAAUUAAAUCAAGUGAAGUACCCGUAUAAAACUAUUGGAUGCAUAUUUAAUAAUAAUAGAUUUUAUGCAAACUGCCAGCCAACUGAUGCAGUAGAAUUAUGCUGUUUUGAUUUAGAGGAUUCAGAAAAAUGGAAAUCUAUGUCACCCGAUGCCAUAAAGUUAGUUACAACUUAUGUACCAACUGUUCCAAUGAUAAUUCCAUCUUCAUUGGACUCAAUGCAAGCAAGUUAUGAUAUGGAAGAACAGUUAAGACAUUUCACUGCAGAAUUUAGAAAGGUACAAAUAAUUUAUUCAGAAUUUAAAAGUGUUGAUUUUUGGAAUGCAUGGCCAUUGUGCAGGGUCGUUGCCUGUAAAUUUAGCAGUUAUGUUGAUAUUGUCAACAUAAGUGAAAAUAGUGGUGGUAGGAAUAGUAUUGUCAAUUCAUUUAUCUUGAUGAUCCUGAUGGAUAUUAUGAUUGUUGUUGAUGUUGGGAGUAUGUUAAAUGAAGAUGAUGAUUUUCAUGAUGCUAUUUAUCGAAUAGUUCCAGAAGGCCAUACAUUUAAAGCCCUCCCAGUUCACUUUCUACAUAGAAACUCCAAACAAAUCUUUCAAGAAAUUUUGCAGAGUCCAUUAGGACAAGAAAUAAUUUGUUGUCAAGGUGAUAUGGUGAGACUGGCUGUUCGGGUCAGAAUUUAUACAUAUGUUGAAGAUGUUAUAUCUGUAUGGGUAAUGUUUUCUGUAAAAUAUAAACCUGUUGUUUGAAUUUAUUUCUUAAUCUUGAAGAAAACUUAAAAUAAUUUUUGUACUU